AUGAUUUAAAUAAAAUUUCCAUAACUAAAUAAUCAUAAUUAUUAAAUUACAAAUCCAAACUAUGAAAAAUCUAUGAAAUUUUAUUUAGAUGAGGCUUUGAAAUAUUUCAAAGAUCCUAUACCAAAAGAAGUAAAUUAUAUUUUAACAAUUAAUGAUUAAUCAUAAGAUUUGAAUAAGGACUUGGCAAAUCUAUAAAUUAAUAAAGCUUCAAGAAUUUAAAUAUUAUUUUCUAUUGAGAUUCAAUUAAAAAUUACUUUUUAAACAUAAAAUGAUAAGAUUGUGAUAGAAUUUAAUUCUUAUAAUCCAAUAUCAUAAUUAGAAAAAAAUCUCAAAAAAACUCAUAAUUUAUUUUCUUAUGGAUUAAAUUUCUUUUAUAAAAACAAUUUAUUAAGUAAAGAUAAAUCAUUCGUACAAUAAUAAAUUUAAAAGGAUUGUGAAAUUCAAUGUUAAAUUAUUGGAACUUAUUUAAUAAACUAUAAGGGAGAUAAUUAAGUUUAAAUCAAUAUAUUUUCAAAACUUACUUAAGUUUAUUAAUAAAUAAAGAAAUUGUUUAAUAUUGAACAAGAAUUUGAACUUUAUUAUCAAGAAGAAUUAUUAAAUUGUGAAGAAAAAAACAGAGAUAUUCUGUUUUUCGAAUAUCAAAUAAAACCAUAUUCAUUAAUUAGAUUGAAAUUAAAAGAAACUAUUACUAUAAAAUUAUAUAUAGAAAAACUUUAAUUAUUAAAAUAAUACAAGGUUUCUCAAGACUUAAAGUUUAGUGAAUUAAAAAAUAAAUUAAUAGAAGAAAAUUAAAUUGAUAAACAUUUAUCGUAUUCAUUCUUUAUAUAAAAUUAGAAAAUAUCUGAUGAUGAUUUAAUAUCUGAAUAAUAUAAACAGUAUAAGAAUUAAAUUUUUAAUUUGAAGACUGUUGAUGAAAGAAUUAAAUUUUAUAUUUGUGAAAAAAGUUUGAAUUCAUUUAAAAUUAGAGUUUGUAUGAAUUAAAAUUAAAAAAUUUAAGAUUUAUCUAAUUUAUAAUAAUUUAAGGAGUUUGAACAUCGAUUUUAUUAUUAAAAUUAAGUUUUAAAUACAUCCUAAACUUUUAAAUAAAUAAAUUUAAAAAAUUUUGAUAUAAUAUAUUAUGAGAUUGAUUUGACUGAUGAAAAUUAGAAUUUAAAUUUAGAUGAUGAAUUUUUGGUAUUUAACGAGGUAAUAAAAUUGAAGUUUGAGAAAUUUAAUAGUAACUUAAUUUAUUGUGAUGAUUUUUCAAUUUACAUUACAUUUGAUUAAAUUAAGAAAGCUGUAGGUAGAAAUUUAGAGAUUAAUGAUCUUUCAAAAAUGAUGAUAAUUUAUAAAAGUUAGUUAGUGCCUAUGAAUGUAAAAAUAAUUGAUUUAAAAAUAAAACCUAAUGAUAAUUUAGUUGUAUAAGAAUGGAAUUAAUAAUAAGAAAUAAAAUAGUUAGAGAGCAACAAAAAAAAUUCUUGA
Molecule: messenger RNA, 1461 nt
Organism: Paramecium sonneborni
Lineage: Eukaryota; Ciliophora; Oligohymenophorea; Peniculida; Parameciidae
Source: the annotation of a GenBank genome assembly